UCACCUUCUCACCAUUCAAUUCCCUCCACUCCACAGGUCGUCAACAAGUCGAUCCCUAGCUAAUAUAAUCUUGCACUGUAGUUUCAAGUACAAACAGCCAGACCUGCUGCUUGCAGACUGCAUGCUCCAUUGCUUCGGUUAGUUGAUCCAGUGACCAGUGAUAUAUAUAUAUAUGUAUGCAUAGGAGAAUCAAUUGAAGACAGCAAGCUCAAGAAGUGAAGAAGGAGGAGGAUGUCUGACUGGGGCCCCGUGGUGAUCGCGGUGGUGCUGUUCGUGCUCCUCUCGCCGGGGCUGCUCAUCCAGCUCCCCGGGCGGCACGACUUUGUGGAGUUCGGCAAGCUGCACACCAGCGCCGUGGCCAUCCUCGUCCACGCCAUCAUCUACUUCGCGCUCAUCACCCUCUUCGUUAUCGUCAUCGGAGUACACAUCACCACCGACUAGCUGCUGCUAGCUAAUUCAUCCAUCGAUCCGCACGUGGCUGCACCUGCAUGCACGAUGUCAUCGUACGUUGAUGAGAUGCAUCGAUCGAUCGUAUACCUGUCCAUGCAUGCGCGCUGAUCAAGCUAGUAUAUAUCUUAUCUAUUACACACUAGUCGUCCUUGUUAUAUAGUAUAUCGUGAUUCGUAAGUACUACUACUCGAUCUCCUUCCAAUACUGCUGCUAUAGGUGCACCUCAGUACCCAUCAUCAUCAUCGUAUCAUCUUUUGAUUCUGUUUCUGUUUCUUCUUCCUCCGAUAUAAUCGACAUAACAACAACCUGAUCGAUCUUGUUGGAGACUGAUCCCUGCCCGGCCCUCUUCUUUUUCGUUCCUUAAUUUCUGUGCAUGCAUAUCUUAUUUGUUUAGUUCUGCUUAUGAGCCAGCCUUUGAUCGCCACUGUCCUCCAGCAUUUUAUUUUACUCCAGACAAGACAGCAGGGUCUUGCCUGCUUCUGAAUUUGUGGUACCAUGAUUCGCUUUGUAUGGUGAGGAUAUUCGGGGAGUGGUAGAUUGUUGGUGCGCGCCUGAUGUUUUGUGCCAUUGUCGGCCAGCAUUUUUGUAUUACCUCCGGUGAGGAUUUUUGGUUGGCUGCGUUCUACGAAACAUCAUGCAUGAUUGGACAUCUGGAACGGAAUCAAUUCCCUUUUGGUGUU
Molecule: messenger RNA, 1130 nt
Organism: Phragmites australis (common reed)
Lineage: Eukaryota; Viridiplantae; Streptophyta; Magnoliopsida; Poales; Poaceae
Exons: 1
Coding region: 232-441 (69 amino acids)
Source: RefSeq, a predicted model, not a curated record